Messenger RNA from Macaca mulatta (Rhesus monkey), 4531 nucleotides. The record is from RefSeq and is a predicted model, not a curated record. Lineage: Eukaryota; Metazoa; Chordata; Mammalia; Primates; Cercopithecidae.
GCUCUGUGACUCCUUGAGCCUGGUUGGGGACUUCGCGCGCAACUGCUCAGGCGUCGGGUUCUCCUGCUACAGGAGGAAGGUGGCGGGGUGACUAGAGGGCAUUGACCUGAGGUCCCCUGCGGUGCCUGUUACAUCCCGCUCCUUUGGGUGAUCCUAGACAGCAGCCCAUCCGCGCCACGCCUCGGUCUCUUUAUCUGCAGCAUCAAGGGUUUGGACAGGAUGCUGACCCCGCUCACCGUGGUGGACAGAAGGGCUGCUGGGACUCCCACGCCUGAAUGCCUAUUCCUGCUUCUGCCUUUUCCGUCCUUCUGGUGUGGGUUACGUCGUCUGGCCUGAGUUCCAGCCGCCACAUUGGCAUUCAUUUUUUCAUUCAUCAGUAAAAGUUUUUUCACAGUAAAAGUUUUCGGGCACCUUCUACAGCCAGUCACUGGCCUAGGCACCACAUUCGUGAGCAGGAGAGACCCUGCCUUGCCUGCUUGAGGUUCACAGCCUCAAGGAGAACGACGAGUUGCAAGUUUACAAGUGAACUAUCAGUUAUGACACCGCAUGGGGAGUCUGCGAUGGAGCACUGGCAAUGCUAGUAUUUAUUGAGUGCUGACUGUUUACCAGGCACUGAACUAGACCCUCUGCCUAAAUGAUCUCGAUGAAUCUCCACAACAGUUUGAGUUGAUUUCAUGAAUGUCUCUGCUUUGCAGAUGAGGAAACUGAGGCACAGAGGAGUUAAGUAACUUGCUAAAGUGACAGACGUGUCUAACCCCAAAGCCACUGUGUUCUCUGCAUGGAUGAGGGACGGGGUGGCUGCUUGAAGGAGACCAGUGGAUGCUUCAUAUGCAAGUGGCCCUCAUGGAAUUGGCUGUGCAUGGCAACGCCUGGCGUAUGGCAGGCAUUCCAUCAGUAGUGAAAGACGACACUCAAAAUCUGCUCAAGAAUUUGGAGUCUAAUGCGCAGACCCCCUUGGAAACUGUUUCCCCAUCAAGGAGGAGGAAGAGAGAAGUGCAGAUGUCAAAGGACAAGGAAGCUGUUGAUGAAUGUGAGCCGCCUUCCAACAGCAAUAUCACAGCAUUCGCCCUGAAGGCCAAAGUCAUCUACCCCAUCAAUCAGAAGUUCCGGCCUCUGGCCGAUGGCUCCUCCAACCCGUCUCUGCAUGAAAACUUAAAGCAGGCUGUUUUGCCGCACCAGCCGGUAGAGGCCUCCCCUUCCAGCAGCCUGGGGAGCCUGAGCCAGGGUGAGAAGGACGACUGCAGCUCCUCAUCCAGCGUCCACUCGGCCACCAGCGAUGACAGGUUUCUCAGCCGCACCUUCCUCCGGGUGAACGCCUUCCCCGAGGUGCUGGCUUGUGAGAGCAUAGACAUCGACCUAUGUAUCUACAGCCUUCACUUAAAAGACCUGCUGCAUUUGGACACAGCACUGAGGCAGGAAAAGCACAUGAUGUUUAUUCAGAUUUUUAAAAUGUGCCUCCUUGACCUUCUUCCUAAAAAGAAGUCAGAUGAUGAAUUCUACCAGAAGAUCCUUUCAAAACAGGAAAAUGAUUUGGAGGAUCUAGAAAAGGGACUUCAGGUCAAACUGUCAAACACAGAAGUGUCGGGGGCUGGUGACUCUGAGUACAUCAGUCUGGCUGAUGUGGAAAAGAAGGAGAGGGAAUACUCUGAACAGCUAAUCGAUAAUAUGGAAGCUUUCUGGAAACAGAUGGCGAACAUCCAGCACUUUCUUGUGGACCAGUUUAAGUGUUCCAGCUCCAAAGCCCGACAGCUCGUGAUGACUCUGACGGAAAGAAUGAUUGCCGCUGAAGGGCUAUUGUGCGAUUCUCAGGAGCUGCAGGCUCUGGAUGCCCUGGAGAGGACGAUGGGGCGGGCACACAUGGCAAAAGUGAUUGAGUUUCUGAAGCUGCAAGUCCAGGAGGAGACGAGGUGCCGGCUGGCUGCCAUCUCCCGUGGCCUGGAGCUGCUGGCCGGUGAGGGGAAGCUGUCCGGGCGGCAGAAGGAGGAGCUGCUCACGCAGCAGCACAGGGCCUUCUGGCAGGAGGCGGAGCACUUCAGCCGGGAGUUUGUCCAGCGAGGCAAAGACCUGGUCAAGGUGUCUCUGGCUCACCAGGUGGAGGGGACGGCAAAACUCACGCUGGCCCAAGAGGAGGAACGGAGAAGCUUCGUGGCUGAGGCCCAGCCGACUGCUGACCCAGAAAAGUUUCUCAAGGCUUUUCACGAGGUCCUGGAGAGGCAGAGGCUGAUGCGAUGUGACCUGGAGGAAGAGGAGAAUGUCAGAGCCACCGAGGCUGUGGUUGCACUCUGCCAGGAGCUGUACUGCAGCACCAUGGACACUUUCCAGAAGUUCGUGGACGCCCUGUUCCUUCAGACGCUCCCUGGCAUGACUGGCCUCCCCGCAGAAGAAUGUGACUACUUGAGGCAGGAAGUCCAGGAGAACGCUGCCUGGCAGCUGGGGAAGUCAGAUCGCUUCCGGAGGCAGCAGUGGGAACUCUUCCAGGAGCUCCAAGAGCGAGACCAGCAGGUGUGGAUGGAGGAGUGUGUGCUGUCCAGCGUGCUGCAGACACACCUGCGGGAGGACCACAAAGGCACCAUCCGCGGCGUCUUGGGCCGACUUGGCGGCCUCACUGAAGAGUCCACGCGGUGUGUCCUGCAGGGGCAUGACCUGCUAUUGCGCUCGGCCCUCCGGAGGCUGGCACUCCGUGGCAACGCCCUGGCCACCCUGACACAGAUGCGGCUGUCGGGGAAGAAGCACCUCCUGCAGGAGCUGCGGGAACAGCGUGCGCUGGAGCAGGGGUCCUCCCAGUGCCUGGACGAGCAUCAGUGGCAGCUGCUCAGGGCCCUGGAGACGCGCGUGCUGGAGGAGGCCAGCCGGCUGGAGGAGGAAGCGCAGCAGACGCGGCUGCAGCUCCAGCAGCGGCUCCUGGCUGAGGCCCAGGAGGUGGGGCAGCUUCUGCAGCAGCACAUGGAGUGUGCCAUUGGGCAGGCGCUGCUGGUGCACGCACGGAAUGCGGCCACCAAGAGCCGGGACAAGGACAGGGAUGACUUCAAGAGGACACUGAUGGAGACAGCAGUGGAGAGCGUCUAUGUGACCAGCACUGGUGUCAGUCGCCUGGUGCAGGCAUAUUACCAGCAUAUCGGAAGGAUCAUGGAGGACCACGAGGAGAGAAAACUGCAGCACCUGAAGACCCUGCAGGGUGAGAGGAUGGAAAAUUACAAGCUGCGGAAAAAGCAAGAACUCAGCAACCCUUCGUCGGGCAGCAGGACGGCAGGUGGUGCUCAUGAGACCUCCCAGGCGGUCCACCAGAGGAUGCUGUCCCAGCAGAAGAGGUUCCUGGCCCAGUUCCCGGUGCACCAGCAGAUGCGUCUGCACGCCCAGCAACAGCAGGCAGGAGUCAUGGACCUUCUGGAAGCCCAGCUGGAGACCCAGCUGCAGGAAGCUGAACAGAACUUCAUCUCCGAGCUGGCAGCCUUGGCCCGAGUGCCCCUCGCUGAAAGCAGACUGUUCCCCGCUAAGCGUGGGCUGCUGGAGAAGCCCCUAAGGACUAAAAAGAAGAAGCCCCUGCCCCGGGAAAGAGGGGACCUGGGGGUGCCCAACGAUGAGGACCUCGCCUCCGGGGACCACACCUCAGGCUCACUCAGCAGGAAAAGGCUGAGUCAGCAAGAAAGUGAAGCUGGGGACAGUGAGAACUCAAAGAAGAUGCUAAAGAGAAGAAGCAACUUGUAGUUUAAGACCAGACAGCGGGACAGGACCCAAAGCCCUGGGUCUGGGUGUGAACUCCGCCUUCCCUCCCACAGCGCCUACAGGGGGCGAGGAGGGAGAGGACAGUGGCAUCUCUACAUCACAGGCUCCUCUGAGAGGGAUGGAGAAAGACUAGAAAUGUGCCCUAAAAGCAUAAAUGAGUAUGGUGGGUGCUGUCACCUGAGAAAACUAGGCAUUCCCAUGUUGGAAACACGUCUGUGUGAGUUUGCAUCUCAUUUGGCUUGGAGCGGUGGCUUGAUGCCUCACGGAUCCUUCUCCCCCAGGAGGGAUGUCUUGAGGGGUCCGAGUCUCAGGCCAAGGACCCCUGAUGCAGACCCUGCAAUCCCUGGGCUGGAGGCCUGUCCUGGCCCACCUGGAGCUGAGGACACACAGAUACAUAAUGACACCUGCAGAAAUGUAUUCUCUGAGGACACUUAGAAUAUGAGGAAGAGGGUGUGGCCCCACCCUCGCUUCACCUGUGGGGUGGCUUCUUCCAGACAGCAGACCCCCUCCCCCUGCAGAGAGAUGUCAUGGGGGUGCCUGCUCUCCCGGAUAGAUGCUGAGAGCAUCCAGAAGCUUCCAGACCAGCUCCUUGUCCACCACAGCCAGGAGAGGCCUUUCCCACCUGGAGAGAAGCGAAGCUUCCAGACCAGCCCCUCACACCACAGCCAGGAGGGACCUUUCCCACCUGGAGAGAAGCUUCCAGACCAGCCCCUCACACCACAGCCAGGAGGGACCUUUCCCACCUGGAGAGAAGCUUCCAGACCAGCCCCUCACACCACAGCCAGGAGGGACCUUUCCCACCUGGAGA